UCCAACGCACCAAUAGGUCCCUGCGAUGCUGGGAAGGGCAGAGAAGAAACUCCAGAAGUUUGGGAUGUAGGUUAAAAUCUCGCCUGUUCGGGUCCGAGACGGCAAUGAAUCAAGUCCGUUCGCUGUUGCGGAAAAUGUUUGGGCUGGUUAAACAUCACAUGGGGACUGAUCAGUUUGGAAACAAGUAUUAUUACAUUCCUCAACAGACAAACUGGACUGGACAGACUAUUCGUUCAAAAAGAAUAAUUGAAGCGGUCAAUCCAAAAGAAAUUGAUUAUGAAAUUGGAGACAUUCCUUCUGAAUGGGAAGCUUGGAUACAAGGGCGCAGAAAGGACCCACCCACCAUGGAGGAAAUUCUGCGCAAUGAAAAAUAUAGAAAAAUGAUAAAGAUACAUGCCCAUGAAGUACAACAGAAGGAGGAGAUUAGGAAAGAGAAAGAAUAUGAGGAAGGUCUUGUUGCACGGCCAGUUCAAACUAGAGUCAUAGGACAUGCCUCUGCAACUUACUUUGGAGAGGAUAAGCUAUCUCCAGAUCCUUCAAGUACAGCAAAUACCUUCCAGCCUGGAGGCUGGUUACCACCAGAAAACACAAACAAGAAAAAAUAACAAAUGUUUGUCUUGCGGUUUAAAGACUAUUUGUCUGAAAUAUCUGCCAUAUAAACAAAGGAAUUGUGUACACAUGCAGUAAUUAUUUCAUAUCACGAUUACAGCAGUCAGUGCAUUCUGUUUCUUUGGUUUAUAAAUUUUCAAAUUCAAAUCCCUGACACUUGAGGAUUCUUCUAACAAGAUUGUCAGUUUAAAUUAUUUCUUAAGUUAGUAACCUGUUACUUCUGUUACUGUGUGAUAAUUUUUUUUAAAUCUGUUUUUCUCUGGGUAGUUUAUUUAAUCUCCCAAAUGUUAGGACAGAAUGUUUGAAAAUCUUUGCUUUAAUCUAAUUUGCAAUAACAUUAUUUAGACAAUUUCAAAUAUGCAAAACAAAAAUAUUUCAGAACAGUGGAAUGAAAAGGAACUAAUCCUCAGCAAGAAUGGACACGUAACACAGACUCGCGUUUUAUCUAAAAUUGAUUGCUAAAUUGCACUAAGUGCCCAACUCUCAAUCUUGAGUGAAUUAACCUGAUGUAACUCCAAGGGAUUUCCCUUUAAUCCAGAACUCUGAGUUGUGUAAUCCAGUUUGUUAAUAUUGAGUCAAUUUAAUAGAUUGCUUGUAGUGAGAUACAACAGGAUGUUGCAUUUUACAACAUCAUCUGAAAUGGCGUAAAGUUAGUAUAAAAAAGGAAAAUUUUCAUUUAGUAUCGCUUUUGAAAAAGUAACUUAAUAUUAUUGAAUCACAAUACAUGUUUGAAGUAACUCACUUUACGAAAAAAUUAAACCAGUCUGUGCUAAUUACUUUUUGCCAAUGUCCUGUUGGAAGCUUAAACUGCCAUUAAACACAAAUGCAAGUA
Carcharodon carcharias (great white shark) is the source of this 1441-nucleotide messenger RNA. It is a transcript of the gene ndufaf2, whose product is annotated as NADH:ubiquinone oxidoreductase complex assembly factor 2. The coding region runs from base 105 to 605 and encodes 166 amino acids. Gene Ontology annotation, cellular component: membrane. The transcript has 4 exons. Gene Ontology annotation, biological process: mitochondrial respiratory chain complex I assembly. The record is from RefSeq and is a predicted model, not a curated record. Lineage: Eukaryota; Metazoa; Chordata; Chondrichthyes; Lamniformes; Lamnidae.